Molecule: messenger RNA, 1077 nt
Organism: Ogataea haglerorum
Lineage: Eukaryota; Fungi; Ascomycota; Pichiomycetes; Pichiales; Pichiaceae
Exons: 2
Coding region: 1-1077 (358 amino acids)
Biological process (GO): post-transcriptional tethering of RNA polymerase II gene DNA at nuclear periphery; poly(A)+ mRNA export from nucleus; transcription elongation by RNA polymerase II
Cellular component (GO): transcription export complex 2
Molecular function (GO): double-stranded DNA binding; RNA binding
Source: RefSeq, a predicted model, not a curated record
AUGCCGCCGGCCAGCAUGCUCCAAAUGCCGGACUCUGACCAGCAGGCCAACUGGGCCGACCUCGUCAAGGCGCACGUGCUGGUCGUCAAGGCGUUUCUCGUCGACUCCGACCUGGAAGCCGCCCUCGAGCAGGCCAUCAACAUGGUCCUGUCUCUGGUGCGCAUCGCCCAGAAAGAGGACGGCUGGAUCUGUUUGCCGCUCAUGACGGCCACCUCGGAGCUGCGCCAACUCGGGUGCAUGUACUGGAACAUGAAGAACGGCGAAAUAACCCUGAAAAACGACACCGUGCCGCUCGACGAGAGACUCGUGGACGUGCUGCAAAAGCCGUUCAAGACCUGUCUCACAGACAAGUCCGACACGCUCGCGCGCUCCAAGAAGCAGUACGUGUACUUUUUCGCCAACGAGGUGCUGCGCUGCUACUUCAAGUUCGCCAAGUACGAGGCUGCGUCCAAUCUGUCCAAAGUGCUCAGCAAGGCGCCCAAUCUGCCCGCUCUGGACCGUUCGCCCAAGUCGCACCUCGUCAAUUUCCACUACUACAACGGCCUGCGUCAAGCAGCAGCAGCUCAUACUCCUGGUGCUGCUGCCCGUCAAGUUCCUCAUCGAAAAGCGACUGCCUGGAACCGAGCUCUGGACGCGGUACCCGCAACUGCAGGUGUUCUACAACCUGUUCCACAGCCUCAGGGCGGGCGAUCUGGCCGGCUUCGACCAGGAAUUGGCGGCGCUGCAGGGCCUGCUGCUCAAAAAACGGCUCUACUCCAUCUACCUGCGGCUGCGGCCGUUUGUCGAGCUGCGGCUGGCCCGCAGGGUCUUCGCCGCGACACAGAGCCACCAGCUGCAGCUGGAGGACCUGCGGCGCGGAUUCGAGCUGAGCGCGGGCCGUGCGUACGCGCUGGACGAGGUCGAGAGCCGGCUCGCACACCUGAUCGCGCAGGGCCUCGUCAAGGGCUACAUCUCGCACGGCAACAAGGUGGCCGUCCUGAGCAAGCGGCAGCCGUUUCCAAGUCUGGUUACCCGGACAUAGAAGAAACCCGGUGCAGCCUCAACGAGAUUUUACGUAUCUGUAAAUACAACAAAUGA